Cynara cardunculus var. scolymus (artichoke) is the source of this 963-nucleotide messenger RNA. RefSeq names its product chlorophyll a-b binding protein 5, chloroplastic. Gene Ontology annotation, biological process: response to light stimulus; photosynthesis, light harvesting in photosystem I. The transcript has 2 exons. NCBI's taxonomy places the organism in Eukaryota, Viridiplantae, Streptophyta, Magnoliopsida, Asterales, Asteraceae. The coding region runs from base 56 to 853 and encodes 265 amino acids. The record is from RefSeq and is a predicted model, not a curated record. Gene Ontology annotation, cellular component: plastoglobule; chloroplast thylakoid membrane; chloroplast envelope.
UACAAACUUACCUUCCUCUAAACCCUUUCAAGCUUCAAACACUUCCCUUGUAGCAAUGGCAACCUCUGCAAUCCAACACUCGGCUUUCGCCGGCCAGCCGGCGUUGAAACCGCAAAACGACCUCAUCAAGAAGACCGGCACCUUCACCGGAGGCCGCUUCACCAUGCGCCGUACCGUCAAAAGCGCACCACAAAGCAUUUGGUACGGACCAGACCGCCCAAAGUACUUGGGCCCAUUCUCUGAGCAAACCCCAUCGUACCUGACCGGUGAGUUCCCCGGUGACUACGGCUGGGACACAGCAGGAUUAUCGGCUGAUCCCGAGACGUUUGCCAAGAACCGUGAGCUUGAGGUGAUCCACUCUCGGUGGGCAAUGCUUGGUGCACUUGGCUGUGUCUUCCCCGAGCUUCUCUCAAAGAAUGGUGUCAAAUUCGGCGAAGCAGUCUGGUUCAAGGCCGGAUCCCAGAUUUUCUCGGAAGGCGGGCUCGAUUACCUCGGAAACCCCAAUUUGGUUCAUGCCCAGAGUAUCCUAGCCAUCUGGGCGUCCCAAGUCGUCCUCAUGGGGCUCAUCGAAGGGUACCGUGUUGGUGGUGGUCCACUUGGCGAAGGACUCGACAAGAUUUACCCCGGAGGGGCUUUUGACCCACUUGGACUUGCUGACGAUCCAGAAGCGUUUGCUGAGUUGAAGGUUAAGGAGCUCAAGAACGGUCGGUUGGCGAUGUUUUCCAUGUUCGGAUUCUUCGUUCAGGCCAUUGUAACCGGAAAGGGCCCGAUUGAGAACCUUUUUGACCAUCUUAGCGAUCCCGUAGCUAACAACGCCUGGGCUUACGCUACCAACUUUGUGCCCGGAAAAUGAGUUGAACAACUGUAAAUUUGAUAAUCGGUAUGCAAAAUUACAAGCAGAAGCUGUGUUGUCGAUGAACUAUGUAGCAUUUCAUAUAUCAAGCUUCAGUUUUUAUUCCCCAA